AUGCUGGCGAGGCGGCGGGCUCUGCUGGGGCUGCUGGCGGCGGCGGCUGCUGCCCUGCUCCCCUGCGUCUGCAGCGCCCCGCCGGUCAGCGCGGAAGAGGAAUUUCACUUUAAGUCAUGGAUGCUGCAGAACAACAGGAAGUACAGUCUGGAGGAGUAUUACCAAAGACUGCAGAUCUUUGUUGCCAAUAAGAGACGAAUCGACAGACACAAUGCUGGGAAUCACACGUUUGAAAUGGGUCUAAACCAAUUUUCAGACAUGACAUUCACAGAAGUUAGAAAAAAAUAUCUCUGGAGUGAACCUCAGAACUGCUCGGCCACAAAAGGGAAUUUCCUGGCCAGCUCUGGGCCGUGUCCCUCCGCUAUCGACUGGAGGAAAAAAGGAAACUAUGUGACCCCGGUGAAGAACCAGGGCGGAUGUGGCAGCUGCUGGACCUUUUCCACCACUGGAUGUUUAGAGUCUGCAAUUGCCAUAGCAACAGGAAAGCUACUGUCACUGGCAGAGCAACAAUUGGUUGACUGUGCUCAGGACUUCAAUAACCAUGGAUGCAGUGGGGGCCUGCCAAGCCAAGCUUUUGAGUACAUCCUGUAUAACAAAGGGCUCCAAGGAGAGGAUACGUAUCCUUACAAGGCUCAGAACGGCACCUGCAAGUUCCAGCCCGAAAAGGCUAUCGCUUUCGUCAAAGAUGUUGUCAAUAUCACCCUGUACGAUGAGCCGGGCAUGGUGGAAGCGGUGGGGAAGCAUAAUCCCGUUAGCUUCGCUUUUGAGGUGACUGGUGACUUCAUGAGCUACAGUAAAGGCAUUUACUCCAACCCAACGUGUGAUAAGACUCCAGACAAAGUGAACCAUGCAGUUCUGGCUGUGGGUUAUGGAGAAGAAAAUGGAACUCCCUAUUGGAUCGUUAAAAACUCUUGGGGCCCACUCUGGGGCAUGGAUGGCUACUUCUUAAUUGAACGUGGCAAGAAUAUGUGCGGUCUCGCUGCAUGUGCAUCUUAUCCAAUUCCUCAGGUCUAA
This is a messenger RNA of Emys orbicularis (European pond turtle), 1014 nucleotides long. It is a transcript of the gene CTSH, whose product is annotated as cathepsin H. The coding region runs from base 1 to 1014 and encodes 337 amino acids. Gene Ontology annotation, molecular function: cysteine-type endopeptidase activity. The record is from RefSeq and is a predicted model, not a curated record. Lineage: Eukaryota; Metazoa; Chordata; Testudines; Emydidae. The transcript is spliced from 12 exons. Gene Ontology annotation, cellular component: lysosome.